Molecule: messenger RNA, 5640 nt
Organism: Chara braunii
Lineage: Eukaryota; Viridiplantae; Streptophyta; Charophyceae; Charales; Characeae
Source: the annotation of a GenBank genome assembly
GAGUGAAAACUUUUGAAAAAAAUCUCUUCGAGAACCUUGGCGCCCAUUUGUGGGGUCGUACCCUUUCGCUGGUGCGGCUCGAUCCCGGUGUGAUAUUCCUGGCAGCAGUCAUGGCAGCAACCGCCAUCUCUGGCGCUUGCCUCGGCAAUACCGAGGCAUCUUCGUGUUCCAUAGCGGCCAUGCCGGUCAUCUCGAUGCGCAGCACGGCUGUCACACGCGCAGCGUCGACGGGCCCAGAACGACAGCUGUUCGUCGCCUCCUCCCGCUUCUGCAGCAGAACCGCAGUAGCGCGUGAGGGUGGAUUUUCCGCUGCGCCGGCGUGUCCACCGGGGACACCGCGGAAAGCACGGAGCUUGGCUUGUUACCUCCGGACUAAGGAGGCGAUGGCUGACUGGACGGCGGCGGCGGCGAUUCAGCUGACGGAUCCUGUCUGUCAUCGCGCGAAGGUGAUGGCGAUGGCAGCGGGUCCCGCCGUUCCCGCGGGGGAGACGACGGCGAUCGUGCCAGACAUCCCCGUGCGGUCCGGCGGCGGCGCAAGCGCUGAAGCGGCGGACGCGGAAGCGGCGUCGCAAUUCAUCCGCCCGCAUUUGAGGAAGCUCGCGCCGUACACUCCCAUCGAACCGUUCGAGAUUCUGUCAGCCCGUCUGGGGUUCGAUGUUACCGAGAUUGUGAAGCUUGAUGCCAAUGAGAACUUGUAUGGGCCACCUCCUGAGGUUUUGCAAGCUCUUGGUUCAAUGGAUUUCCCAAAUAUAUAUCCUGAUCCUGAGAGCCGCCGCUUACGUGCGGCAUUGUCAAAAGACAUUGGCAUUGAGAUGGAAUACCUGCUCGCAGGCUGCGGAGCAGAUGAACUCAUUGACUUGAUUAUGAGGUGCACGCUGGACCCUGGUGAUAAGAUUGUGGACUGCCCACCAACCUUCACUAUGUAUGCGUUUGACGCUGCUGUCAAUGGUGUGGAAGUUGUGCAAGACGACGUUUCGGACUGCAGGUCCCAAGGCGACGCCUUGGGCCAGCAGCCGCAGAGAAGAAGAAGGCAGAGGAUGCAGAAAAAGCGACGUGAAAAGGUAUUCGGGGAGGAGAAAGUCUUACUCACUAUGGCAGCGGAAUGGCGGACCGAGGCCGAGGGUGGCGCAUUUAGCUACAGCGGACUCAAGAUCUCGCUGUUGCUCUCCCACCUCACUGACCUCCUGGCGACGUGCAUUGCACAACAGGAGGACAUCCAUUCCCUCGAAAACGAGAUCGAGCAAGUCAGCAGCUGCCUCAAGCAGCUGGAGCAACGACCCGUCGCCACCCUCGUCGCCAGCUCUUCGAAGACUGCAGAUCGCCUCGACGCCUUGGAGAUUAAUGUCGGAACACUCACGGACGGCGCACGGGCACAACAAGCGGCUACUCAACAACUCGAGCAGCGGAUCUGCACUGCCGCCGCUGGCCCGAGCACGUCAACAUGUGAGACAAUUCCGAAGUUCGAUGGACAAGAAAUCUUCUCCGACUCUAUGAAGACGGACCCAAUUCCAUGGUUCCGCCAGUUCGAGCUCAAGUUAGAGCUCCACCACACCAGCGAAGACAAGAAACACGCGUAUUUGCACUCCCAGUCGGGGGGCACGUGCCAAGCUUGGUUGGACAAUCUCUUGUCCACGCAUGAGGUGGUGGCUUCCGAGCUACAUACCAAGAUCAGCUGGGCUGAUCUGAAGGCGGCGUGGCAUAAGUGGUUCCAAAUAGAGCCGUCGGAACACCUUGCCGAGCAGCGAUUGGAUUGUCGAGUUCCAAUGCUCGGCGUCAACGCCAGACGUACCGAUGGGCUUUAUGGCCAUCAAACACUACUUCAUUUCGAGGUCGUGUCCGACAUUAUCCAACGCAUUGACUCAAGCCGCGGAGACUCUCACUACAACUGCGGAGCUCUUCUUCAAGGCCGCACAGAUAAUCGUCACGGACACGGAGGCCAAGAACCUUCAUCGUUCGCCUGCGUCAGGCCUGAGCAGAGAACAACAUCGGUCGAAAGUGGACGUGGUCGCGGCAGCAACACGAUUGACCCUUCAAGCGAGGCUGCAUCUGCCAAUGAGGGGGACAGACUCGCAGCCGCCCGGGAUGGUGGCCGCCAUAGCAAAGACCGUGGACGUGGCAAAUCGACGACCAACACCAUGUCAAACCCCGGGCCUGGUGCAGCAGCUCAAGACCCAUGGACCCACUGUGGUCUCCCGGAGAACCUCAACGCGCAAACCGUCAAGAAUGUGGAGCCUCUUCCUCGUAUUGACAAUCUUCUUGAGCGAUUGGGUGGCGCGAAGUACCUUUCCAAGUUGGACUUGAAGUCGGGCUAUCAUCAGAUUUCGAUACGCCCGAAUGAUCGCUAUAAAUCCGCGUUCAAGACGCGGUAUGGGCAUUUUGAGUGGGUGGUCAUGCCUUUUGGCCUCACCAAUGCCUUGGCGACCUUUCAAGCGACAAUGACCAACGAGUUUCGUGCGAUGUUGGACCGGUUCGUGCCGGUCUACUUGGACGACAUUCUCGUUUAUAGUCGGACCUUGGAGGAUCAUCUUGAGCACCUUCGACGAGUGUUGGAGACGCUCCGCCGCACCAAGUACAAAGCCAAUCGCGACAAGUGCGAAUUUGUCCGACAAGAACUGGAAUACUUGGGCCAUUUUGUCACACCGGAGGGCAUCAGUCCGUUGUCGGACAAGAUUCAAGCCAUCCAAGAGUGGUCGGAGCCGCGGAAUGUCACAGAUGUCCGUUCGUUUCUUGGCCUUGCCGGCUACUACCAACGUUUUAUAAAGGGAUACUCGAAGAUCGCGGCCCACUUGACCAAGCUUCAAUGCAAGGAUCGGCCAUCCGACGUCAGUGAGGAUGCGCGGGGUUCAUUUUUGGCCCUCAAGGCCGCGUUAUUAUCCGCAGAGGUCUUGUGCAUCUACGACCCGUUAUUGCCGACGCGCGUCCCUCCCGAUGCGCUCGGCUAUGGCAUUGGUGUCAUCCUCGAGCAAUACGAUGGCGUAGACGGGCACCCGGUCGAAUAUUUCAGCAAGAAGGUGCCUGUUGUGCACUCAAUCGACAAUGCACGAAAAGAGUUCCAAGCCUCCGUCCACGCGCUCAAGCGGUGGCAGCAUUUUUUCCUUGGUCGAAGUCAAUCACAAUGGGUGACGGACAACAAUCCGUUGGUCUUUUACAAGACCCAAGAUACGAUCAACAGCACCAUCGCCCGUUGGAUGGCUUUCAUCGCCAGUUUGACCUCUUUCCUGAUCACAUCCCGGGGAAGUCAAACCAUUUUGCGGAUGCUCUUUCACGGCGUCCGGAUCAUUGCACUGCCGUCUAUUCGACCUUCGAGAUCGAUGACGACCUGGGGGACACCUUCAUCCGAGGCUACUAAGCCAAUCCCGAGUUUCGCGACAAGUGCACGAAUUGCUCCUCUCCUAAUCCGGCGCCAUCGCACUACCGGAUCCAAGAGGGGUACUUGCUUGUCCACACGCGGGGGAAGGACCUUUUCGUUCCAAGUUACUCUCACUUCCAUAGGCGGCUUCUUGGCGAGUUCUACGACCCUCCCGCCACCGGACACUUUGGAGUCAAUCGAACGAUUGGCCGACUUCGCGAGCGAUUUUGGUGGCCCGGCCUUCUCGGCGACAUCACACACUAUUGCGAGUCAUGCGAGGUUUGUCGACGCUGCAAAUCCUGUAAUCAUCGCCCAUAUGGCGAGUUGCGACCAUUACCGGUCCCCUUGCGCCGAAGGAAAGCGAUUGCCAUGGACAUCACCGGGUCGUUCCCUAAGCACAAGACCGGUGUGGAUGGGAUUCUCAAUGGGGUCGACCGACUCACCAAGUUCGCCAUGUUUUUGCCUUGUCGCUAUCAUGCCAAGGCACCAGAGUUGGCCGAGGCUUCCAGGGUUCCAGAUUGACGUAGAAGGCAUCAAGACGGCAGUCAAGGAACAUGAACCCAAGGCUAUCUUCCUCACAUCGCCGAACAAUCCAGAUGGAAGUGUGCUGGGUGACGACGAUCUGCUUGAAAUUCUAGAGCUCCCAGUCCUGGUCAUCCUUGACGAGGCGUAUAUUGAAUUUGCAAAAAUAGAAACACGCAUGCUUCCAGGGUUCCAGAUUGACGUAGAAGGCAUCAAGACGGCAGUCAAGGAACAUGAACCCAAGGCUAUCUUCCUCACAUCGCCGAACAAUCCAGAUGGAAGUGUGCUGGGUGACGACGAUCUGCUUGAAAUUCUAGAGCUCCCAGUCCUGGUCAUCCUUGACGAGGCGUAUAUUGAAUUUGCAAAAAUAGAAACACGCAUGUCUUGGGUCAAACAAUUUCCAAACCUCAUUGUCUUGAGGACUUUCAGCAAAAGAGCAGAGUGUGAAAAGUGCCUUGGUUGAAGAGCGGGAGCGGCUAUUCGGUCUGCUGUCAGAGAUUCCAUUUCUCCGACCAUACCCUAGCCAUGCGAACUUCAUUCUGUGCAGCGUGCUUGGUGGCAUGGACGCAAAGAAACUCAAGGCAGACUUAGCAGCAAAGAAGAUCAUGGUUCGUCAUUACGAUAAGGAGCUUCUUAGCGGAUACAUCCGGGUAUCCGUUGGAAAACCCGAACACACCGAUGCUCUGAUGAAGGCCCUCUGGAGUAUUGCAGGGACGCAAUCUUGAAGUUUUUUUUUUCUUCUUCUGCGAACACCCUGGCUUCUGCAGCAUCUGUGGCGCAAAAUGCUGAAAGGCUAAAAGCCCUUGUUGUUUUUGACACCAUUAUCACCAUUUUUAAUUCCUUUUAAGUUUUAAGAGUUCUCUCCCAUGCAGCACACCAGAGAGCACUGCCAAAGUCUGCGUCACAGGGCCCAGGUAUCGUAGUAGACAAGGAAAUUGGGAUUAUCAGGAUCCCUUUUUUGUGUGAAGUUGCUGUAGACAUACAGCCUAACUCUACCCAUACAAGUAGAGUAAGCAGGCAGUUUAUCCAAUUCUCUGCUGCACCAAGGCCCUGAAUGAAGAGCCAGCGUGCAGCGGCAUGCACGCACUUCCACGUCGUUCCUUGAGCCCACCGCGUCAUAACAAACGAGAGUGUCCCACAUUAUGAUUGGUUGCCGCGUCCUUCUCACGCCUGCCGAACCCAUGUUGAAGCCGAAACCACCUCACUCGUUCUGAGUGUUUGCUGUUCCGUUCCCCGAAGCCUCGAUUGCUGCUGUGUUGUCCCCUGUAGAACUCAAUGAAGCCUCCCCUCUUCUUCUUUUUUUUUACACCCCUGCUGCUGUGCUGUUUGCUAUGUCCCUUUCCGCAGAACGAGGAAUAUUUAGCAGCUCAUUCGGAUGUGUCAUCCCAAUGCCAUAUCCAUUCUGAUGAAGAUCGAAAGUCGAACAACUGUGCUGUCAUCGUAAAAUCACCUGACCCCUGGACUAAAGGAGGGUUGGUCUGUCCUGAAUAAUGGGGGGCGUUUGGAAGCAGCAAAGAAAACGUUUUUGUCCAAAGAAUGGGUGUUCUGAGGAGGGAAGAACAAGUGUGGUGCGGAGGGAUUGAUGAGAUCAUGACAUUUCCCCAGGAGGAAAAUAUGUCUGAAGACUGUGAAGGAGGGAGAGAGGGAGGGGAGCAGGGGAGGGAGGGAAGGUGAAAUCGUACUACCACCAGGAUAAUGGAUUUGCAUUUAUAUUCCCGCCCAGUAGGAAUCUGGUCCCUUUUUGGAAGGAACAAAGAGAUCUUGCAGUG